Messenger RNA from Hordeum vulgare subsp. vulgare (domesticated barley), 2580 nucleotides. Its product is annotated as CSC1-like protein HYP1. The transcript is spliced from 10 exons. The coding region runs from base 188 to 2284 and encodes 698 amino acids. Gene Ontology annotation, molecular function: calcium-activated cation channel activity. The record is from RefSeq and is a predicted model, not a curated record. NCBI's taxonomy places the organism in Eukaryota, Viridiplantae, Streptophyta, Magnoliopsida, Poales, Poaceae. Gene Ontology annotation, cellular component: plasma membrane.
CGUGGCCCGCCGACAUGACGGACCCACAGACUUUAAUCGUCAACUACCUCCACCCCCAGCACAAGGCUUCGUGCGACGAUGGCAAACAGUGUGGCAGAUGAUUUUUGAACUUGGCUGACCGCUGGGCCCCACCUCGCCGCGGCAGAUUCUAGCCCCUCGGGAGAAGCUCCGGUGGCUCGCCGGCGAGAUGAUCGUGUCGGCGCUCGCGACGGCGGUGGGCGUCAACCUGGGCCUGACCGUGCUGCUCGCCUCCACCUACUCACUCCUCCGCCGCCGCCCGCCCUUCGUCUCCGUGUACGCCCCCCGCCGCCCCUACGCGCCGCUCGGGUCCUGGCUCGCCGCCGCGUGGCGCCGCUCCGAGGACGACAUCCAUGCCGCCGCGGGGCUCGACGGCGUCGUCUUCGUCCGCAUUUUCGUCUUCAGCAUUAGGGUUUUCGCCGUCGUCGCUGUGGUGGGCGUCGGCGUGCUCAUGCCGAUAAACUUCCUGGGGGACCAGCUGCGGCUGAUCGACUUCACCGACCUGCCCAGCAAGUCCGUCGAUGUCUUGAGCAUCUCCAACGUCCAGGACGGCUCCAACAAAUUAUGGCUUCACUUCUCUGCUGUGUACAUAAUAACUGGAGUCGCAUGCUACCUGCUGUACUAUGAGUACAAAUAUAUUUCUGGCAAGAGACUUGAGUAUUUUAUGACGUCAAAGCCACUACCUCAGUAUUUCACAGUUCUGGUUCGAGCUAUCCCUAUAACUGAUGGUGGUUCUGUGAGUGAUGCUGUUGAUAAGUUCUUCAAAGAGUAUCAUCCAUCCACCUACUUGUCACACACUGUUGUUCAUCAAACUGGCAGACUCCGUCGCCUUCUUAAUGAGACCGAAAUUAUCUGGAGAAAGCUAAAGAACAUAAAAUAUGUACCACAUGUAUCUCAUAUUGAGAACCGUCCAAAAAAGUUUCUUGGACUAUUUGGAAGAAAUAAUCCUGUCAGGAAAUAUCAGAAAAGGCUGGAAGACCUAGAGGAAAAUGUUAGAAUGGAACAAUCAGAUGCUACUAGGAGACGGGAAAUUCCCGCUGCUUUUGUUUCAUUCAAAUCUCGAUAUGCUUCAGCAAAUGCAAUUUACGUAAGGCAAUCAGACAAUCCAACUGAGUGGCAAACCGAGCAUGCUCCUGAUCCUCAUGAUGUUUAUUGGCCUUCCUUUUCUACAUCAUUCAUGGAACAGUGGAUAUCCAAAUUUGUAGUAUUUGUAGCUUCAGUUCUCCUGAUAAUCGUGUUUCUUCUAGUUGUGGCAUUUAUUCAAGGGCUCACUUAUAUGAACCAACUCGAGGCAUGGCUGCCGUUCCUGAGGAACAUACUGGAAAUAGCCAUUGUCAGUCAAUUGGUUACUGGGUAUCUUCCCAGUGUCAUUCUUCACUUCCUUUCCUCCUAUGUGCCCUCAAUAAUGAAGCUAUUUUCGACCAUGCAAGGAUUUGUGUCUGUCAGUGGGAUUGAGAGAAGUGCUUGCAACAAAAUGCUUCGAUUUACAAUAUGGACUGUGUUCUUCGCAAAUGUUCUUACUGGCUCAGCCUUAGAUCAACUUGACAUAUUCGUUGAUCCAAAAGAAAUACCUCAAAGGCUUGCGGUGGUUGUACCUGCACAGGCAUCUUUCUUUAUUGCAUAUGUGGUGACUUCAUGGACAAGUAUAACAUCAGAACUCACUCAAACUUCUGCCCUUCUGUAUCACCUGUGGGGGAGCUGCGCAAAGUGUUGCAAGAGGGAAGACUCAGAAGCUCCAUCGAUGCACUAUCAUAGUGAAAUUCCUCGGAUUCUCUUGUUUGGACUUCUCGGACUCACGUACUCCAUUGUAGCUCCACUUAUCCUCCCAUUUGUGUUGACUUACUUCUGCCUUGGCUACUUCAUAUUUCGUAAUCAGCUUUGUAAUGUGUACGCACCCCAGUAUGACACCGGUGGAAGAUUUUGGCCCAUUGUGCACAAUACAACCAUAUUUUCUCUUGUGCUGAUGCAUUUGAUUUCAAUUGGAGUAUUUGGAGUGAAGGAAUUUCCACUUGGUUCAAGUCUGCUGGUGCCUCUACCGGUCCUCACACUUCUGUUCAAUGCAUACUGUGGAAACCGAUUUUACCCCAUCUUCGAAGCAUACUCUACCGAGUCAUUGGUAAAUAAGGAUAUACAAGAACAAAGCAAACCAGAGAUGGCAGAGUUCUUCAGCAGUCUUGAAACCGCCUACUCUGACCCGGCUCUGAAGCCUAUCCAGCGGUCUUCGAACUCUGAUGAACGUACUGCACCACUCUUGUCUUCUGUCUAGAUCCAGACAAGUCAUAGGUGGCAUCCUGGCUCUCAUGGUGUGAGAUUUUUCUUUGGUUUUGGACUUUUGAUGAUCAGGUACAUAACAGUACAGGUGUGCUUCUUGUUGUAUUUUUACACGGUAAAGCAGAACUUAGGACACAAAUCAUUGUAUUAUCAUGUUGUACAUUUUUCUUUAGGACAUAAAUCCUUGUAUUGUUGUGUUGUACAUUUCUUUUGGAGGAGUUUGUUGUGCAUAUUUUUUGUGUAUCAGAUUGGGGGCUCGCUUUUUAGAGAUGAAUACUGCAUUUUCGCUUA